CAGAGGCAAUACAAUCAUGGCGGAUGCUGCGGCUCGUCAACUGCAAUACGAAUAUAAAGCGAAUUCUAAUCUCGUUUUACAAGCUGACGUCCGGUUAAUAGAGAGACGCAGCCGAGAUGAAGCCACCGGUGAAGUUAUGUCCCUCGUUGGGAAGCUGGAUGGCACACGCAUGGGUGAUAGAGCGCAGCGUACAAAGCCAGGAAAGGCGGAAGAACGGAAAGUCAAACGUCAAAAGAGAGACGAAGCUCAGUACGACUUCACACGUAUGAAAGGCGCGACGUUACUUUCGGAAGGGGUCGACGAAAUGGUUGGUAUUGUAUAUCGUCCGAAAACACAAGAGACACGUCAGACUUAUGAGGUAUUGCUCAGUUUCAUACAAGAGGCUUUGGGCGACCAGCCGCGCGAUAUCCUUUGCGGCGCGGCUGACGAAGUGUUAGCUGUGUUGAAAAAUGACCGGCUUAAAGAGAAAGAGAAGAAGAAAGAGACGGAACUCUUGCUCGGCUCGCUGGCUGAGGAGAGAUUCGCUCUGCUCGUAAAUCUCGGCAAAAAGAUCACAGAUUUCGGCAGCGAUGAGAAGAGCACCGCGAACGAUGAGAAUAUCGAUGAAACGUACGGAAUUAACGUGCAAUUCGAGGAGAGUAGCGAGGAGGACGACGAGGAUGUGUACGGAGAAGUCCGGGAAAACGACGACGAAGGAGACGAGGGCGAGGAAGCUAACGAUGACCGAGCUAUUCACGCGGAAAACCUGGGAGGAACAGAAGAGAUGAAGAAAGAGAAGCCGUUACACCCGCUGGACAUAGACGCAUACUGGCUGCAAAGGAGGCUAAGCAGGAUAUACGAUGACGCGAUGGUCUCACAGGCGAGGGCCGCUGAGGUGCUGGCGGUCUUGAAGGAUGCCGGGGACGAUCGCGACUGUGAGAAUCAACUUGUGCUGCUGCUAGGCUACGAUUGCUUCGACUUCAUCAAACAGCUCAAGAAAUACAGACACACCGUUGCGUACUGUACGAUGCUGGCAUCGUCGCAGUCCGAAUCCGAGAGGCAGAAGAUUCGUAACAAGAUGAACGACGACCCGAUGUUGGCGAAGAUCUUGCGCCAAUUGGACACGGGUAAGGGCGAAGAUGACGCCGAUGAAACGAUGGAAGCGAGAUCGCAGCGCAAGAGGCGAGAAGAGAACGAGGACACAGGCGGGCCCGGCGGCCAGGUUCAGGGCACGAGGAACUUGAUCGAUCUGGAAGACCUGAUAUUCGCACAGGGGAGCCACUUCAUGGCGAACAAGCGUUGCCAGCUUCCCGACGGCAGUUUCCGCAAACAACGAAAGGGAUACGAAGAGGUUCACGUGCCCGCUCUCAAGCCCAAGCCGUUCACGGAGAACGAGAAGCUGCAUCCGAUCGAGCAGCUGCCGAAGUACGUGCAACCAGCGUUCGAGGGCUUCAAGACGCUGAAUCGCAUACAGAGCCGCCUCUAUCAGACGGCGUUGGAGAGCGACGAGAAUCUGUUGCUGUGCGCGCCCACGGGAGCCGGUAAGACCAACGUGGCUCUGCUGUGCAUGAUGCGGGAGAUCGGCAAGCACAUCAACGCCGACGGCACGAUCAAUGCCGACGAAUUCAAAGUGAUUUACGUGGCGCCGAUGCGCUCGUUGGUACAGGAGAUGGUCGGCAACUUCCGUAAGCGUUUGUCGACGUACAAUCUCACCGUGUCCGAGUUGACGGGUGACCAUCAGCUUACGCGAGAGCAGAUCGCCGCUACCCAGGUGAUAGUGUGCACCCCGGAGAAGUGGGACAUCAUAACGCGGAAGGGCGGUGAGAAGACCUUCACGUCGCUGGUACGGCUGAUCAUCAUCGACGAGAUUCACCUGCUCCACGACGAGAGGGGGCCGGUUCUCGAGGCGUUGGUCGCGAGGACGAUCCGGAACAUCGAGACCACGCAGGAGGACGUACGACUGGUCGGCCUGUCGGCCACGUUGCCCAAUUACCAGGACGUAGCGGCGUUCCUGCGCAUCAAACCGGAGACCGGGCUGUUCUACUUCGACAAUAGUUUCCGGCCGGUGGCGUUGGAGCAGCAGUACAUCGGCGUGACCGAGAAGAAGGCGCUCAAGCGCUUCCAGGUGAUGAACGAGAUCGUGUACGAGAAGACGAUGGAGCACGCCGGGCGCAACCAAGUGCUGAUAUUCGUGCACUCGCGCAAGGAGACCGGCAAGACUGCGCGCGCCAUCAGGGACAUGUGCCUGGAGAAGGACACGUUGGGUCAGUUCCUGCGGGAGGGUUCCGCAUCGAUGGAAGUGUUGCGGACCGAAGCCGAGCAGGUGAAGAACCAAGAGCUGAAGGACCUGCUGCCGUACGGCUUCGCGAUCCAUCACGCCGGCAUGACUCGCGUCGAUCGUACCCUGGUGGAGGAUCUCUUCGCCGACCGGCACAUACAGGUGCUCGUGUCCACCGCGACCUUGGCCUGGGGUGUCAACCUACCGGCGCACACGGUCAUCAUCAAGGGCACGCAGGUGUACAAUCCGGAGAAAGGCAGGUGGGUGGAGCUGGGCGCGUUAGACGUUCUGCAGAUGUUGGGUCGCGCCGGCCGGCCGCAGUACGACACCAAAGGCGAAGGCAUCCUCAUCACGAAUCACAGCGAGCUGCAGUACUACCUGUCGCUGUUGAAUCAGCAGUUGCCGAUCGAAUCGCAGCUGAUCAGCAAGAUGUCCGACAUGCUGAACGCGGAAGUGGUACUGGGUACGAUUCAGAACAUUCGUGACGCGGUCACUUGGCUCGGCUACACUUAUCUCUACAUCCGGAUGCUGCGUUGCCCGAACCUCUACGGGAUCAGUCACGACAAGCUGAAGCAAGACCAGCUGUUGGAGCUGCACCGGGCCGAUCUUAUUCACUCGGCGGCGGUCGGGCUGGAUCGCAGCGGCCUGAUCAAAUACGACCGCAAGUCUGGCAACUUCCAGGCGACCGAGUUAGGCAGAAUAGCGUCGCACUAUUACUGCACGCACGAGACGAUGGCGACGUACAACCAGCUGCUGAAGCGCACCCUCAGCGAGAUCGAGCUGUUCCGCGUGUUCUCCCUGUCGGGUGAGUUCAAGAACAUCAACGUGCGCGAGGAGGAGAAGCUGGAGCUGCAGAAGCUGAUGGAACGGGUGCCGAUACCGGUGAAGGAGAGCAUCGAGGAGCCGAGCGCGAAGGUGAACGUGCUGCUGCAGGCGUACAUCUCCCAGCUGAAGCUCGAGGGCUUCGCCCUCAUGUCCGACAUGGUAUUCGUCACGCAGUCGGCGUCCCGUCUCAUGAGGGCCAUCUUCGAGAUAGUCCUGUUCCGUGGCUGGGCCCAGCUGGCGGACAAGUGCCUCUCCCUCUGCAAAAUGAUCGAUCGCCGGAUGUGGCAGUCGAUGUCGCCGCUGCGCCAGUUCCGCAAGAUGCCGGAGGAGAUCGUGAAGAAGAUCGAGAAGAAGAACUUCCCGUGGGAGAAGCUGUACGACCUCGGGCCGAACGAGAUCGGCGAGCUGAUACGCGUGCCGAAGCUCGGCAAGACCAUACACAAGUACGUCCACCAGUUCCCCAAGCUCGGCCUGUCCACGCACAUACAGCCGAUCACGCGCUCCACCCUGCGCGUCGUCCUCACCAUCACACCGGACUUCCAAUGGGACGAGAAGGUGCACGGCAUGUCGGAGGCGUUCUGGAUACUGGUCGAGGACGUGGACUCGGAGGUGAUCCUCCACCACGAGUACUUCCUGUUGAAGGCCAAGUACUCGGCCGACGAGCACGUGAUCAAGUUCUUCGUGCCGGUGUUCGAGCCGCUGCCGCCGCAGUACUUCCUGCGCGUUGUCUCCGACCGGUGGAUCGGCGCCGAGACCCAGCUGCCGGUCAGUUUCCGCCACUUGAUACUGCCGGAGAAGAACCUGCCGCCCACGGAGCUGCUGGACCUGCAGCCGUUGCCGAUCACCGCACUGCGGAACGCCAAGUUCGAGAACAUCUACGCGGACCGCUUCCCGCAGUUCAAUCCGAUUCAGACCCAAGUGUUCAACGCGGUGUACAACUCGGACGACAACGUGUUCGUCGGCGCGCCCACCGGCUCCGGCAAGACCACCAUCGCGGAGUUCGCCGUGCUGCGCCUCUUGACGCAGAACACGGAGGGCAGGUGCGUCUACAUGGUCAGCAAGGAGGCCCUGGCGGAGCUGGUGUACGCCGACUGGGCGGUCAAGUUCAACCAACAGCUGGGCCGCAAGGUCGUCCUCCUCAGCGGAGAAACCGGUACCGAUCUGAAGUUGCUGGCGAAAGGGCAGAUCAUUAUCACGACGGCGGACAAGUGGGACGUGCUGUCGCGUCGAUGGAAGCAGCGGAAGAACGUGCAGAACAUCCAGCUGUUCAUCGUCGACGAGCUGCAGCUGAUCGGCGGCGAGGAGGGCCCGGUGCUCGAGGUGGCGUGCUCGCGGGCGCGUUACAUCUCCUCGCAAUUGGACAAACCCACCCGGAUCAUCGCUCUGUCGGCUUCGCUGGCCGACGCUAAGGACGCCGCGCAGUGGCUGGGCGCGCCAGCCGCGGCCACCUUCAACUUCCACCCGUCCGUGCGGCCGGUGCCGCUGGAGCUGCACGUGCAGGGGAUAAACGUCACCCACAACGCGUCGCGGCUGGCGGCCAUGGCGAAGCCGGUGUACAACGCGAUACUGCGCCACGCGUCGCACAAGCCGGUGAUCGUGUUCGUGCCUACUCGACGGCAGGCGAGGCUCACGGCCAUCGACCUGCUGACCUUCACCGCGGCGGAGGGUCAACCCUCGCGGUUCUUCCACGCGGAGGAGGCCGACAUCAAGCCGUUCCUCGACCGUAUGGUCGACAAGACGCUGAAGGAGACCCUGUCGCAGGGCGUCGCUUACCUUCACGAAGGCUUGUCGGCCGACGACCGCCGCCUGGUCGAGCAAUUGUUCGACAGCGGCGCCGUUCAAGUGGCGGUCGCCACGAGGGACCUUUGUUGGGGCUUGUCCAUCAGCUCCCACCUCGUCGUGGUGAUGGACACGCAAUGCUACAACGGUAAGACCCACGCUUACGAGGACUACCCGAUCACGGACGUGUUGCAGAUGGUGGCGCGCGCCAAUCGUCCGUUGGAGGACGACGACGCCAAGUGCGUGCUCCUGUGCCAGAGCUCGAAGAAGGACUUCUUCAAGAAGUUCCUGAACGAGCCGUUGCCGGUGGAGAGCCACCUGGACCGCCGGCUGCACGACCACUUCAACGCGGAGAUCGUGACGAAGACGAUCGAGAACAAGCAGGACGCGGUCGACUACCUGACCUGGACCUUCCUCUACCGGCGGCUCACGCAGAAUCCGAAUUACUACGGUCUGCAAGGCGUGACGCAUCGUCACCUCUCGGACCACCUGUCCGAGCUGGUCGAGAGCACGUUGACCGACCUCGAGCAAGCCAAGUGCGUCGCCGUGGAGGACGAGAUGGACACGUUGCCGCUGAAUCUCGGUAUGAUCGCCGCCUAUUACUACAUCAAUUACGCCACCAUCGAGCUGUUCAGCCUGUCGUUGAACAACAAGACGAAAAUCCGGGGUCUGUUGGAGAUCAUCUCGGCGGCAGCGGAGUACGAGAGCGUGCCGGUUCGACAGAGAGAGGAGAAUCUGCUGAGGAGCUUGGCGGCGCGGCUGCCGCACGCACCGCAGGCCACCAGGAUGGCUGAUCCCCACGUAAAGGCGCAACUUCUGCUUCAGGCGCAUCUCUCCAGAAUACAACUCGGCCCGGAGCUGCAGAAGGACACCGAACUGGUGCUGGGCAAGGCCGUCAGGCUGAUACAAGCGUGCGUCGACGUUCUGAGCUCCUCCGGAUGGCUGGCGCCCGCCGUCGCCGCCAUGGAGCUGGCGCAAAUGGUGACGCAAGCGAUGUGGUCCAAGGACUCCUACCUGAAGCAGCUGCCACACUUCACCAUGGACACGAUCAAACGCUGCACCGACAAGGGCGUGGAGACCGUAUUCGAUGUGAUGGAACUUGAAGACGAUGAUCGUAACCGAUUGCUGCAGCUGUCGGACGCACAGAUGGCCGACGUGGCCAAGUUCUGCAACCGUUACCCCAACAUCGAGAUGUCGUACGAGGUACAGGACAAGGACAAGCUGCACAGCGGCGGCACCGUCAACGUGAUCGUCCAGCUGGAGCGGGAGGAUGAGGUAACCGGCCCGGUGGUCGCGCCCUUCUUCCCGCAGAAACGCGAGGAGGGUUGGUGGGUGGUGAUAGGCGACCCGAAGAGCAAUUCCCUAUUGUCCAUCAAGCGGCUGACGUUGCAACAGAAAGCGAAGAUCAAGCUCGACUUCGUCGCGCCCGCGCCUGGCCAGCACACCUACACGUUGUACUUCAUGAGCGACGCUUAUCUCGGCUGCGAUCAGGAGUAUAAAUUCAACAUCAGCGUCGGCGAGUACGAGUCCGACGCCAGCUCCGGCUCUGAUUCCGAUUGAAUCUUGAUACUUCAGAGACUCCGAUACGUUCUUCUUCGUGUCAUCCUGACAUCACACACAUUCGUUCCGUCGACAGAUUCGGCUUAUUCUGUCUGUUGUCGGGCGAGUCGCUAAAGACAACCGACGUUGGAGUAUAGUCAUCAAGAUUGCACGUACCUUAGAAUUCACUGAGCAGUAAUAAUUUUAUAAACAAGUAUCAAAGUAUCACCGGUUAUUAUUGUUUUAGGUAAUGUAAUAAGAAAUAAAAUUUAUAUCUAAA
Dinoponera quadriceps is the source of this 6680-nucleotide messenger RNA. It is a transcript of the gene l(3)72Ab, whose product is annotated as putative U5 small nuclear ribonucleoprotein 200 kDa helicase. The coding region runs from base 17 to 6421 and encodes 2134 amino acids. Lineage: Eukaryota; Metazoa; Arthropoda; Insecta; Hymenoptera; Formicidae. Gene Ontology annotation, cellular component: nucleus. Gene Ontology annotation, molecular function: nucleic acid binding; ATP hydrolysis activity; ATP binding. The record is from RefSeq and is a predicted model, not a curated record. The transcript is spliced from 6 exons.